GGAGAAUGUGAACAUACUGAUGUUGGUGCUAUCUAUUACAAUCAACGUGCUUCAAAGGGUGGUUUAAUCAUUGCUGAAGCUUCACAAAUUACACCACAAGGACAAGGUUAUCCAUUCACACCAGGUUGUUAUUCCGAAGCUCAAGUUAAGGCCUGGAAGAAGAUUACUGAUGCUGUCCAUCAAAAGGGAGGUAUCAUCUUUUUGCAAUUAUGGCACGUAGGUAGAGUCAGAUAUGCUGAUUCUGUUUCAUCAUCUGAUAUUGCCAUGACUCAACUUUCAUGUUUCAACUUGAAGACCUUUGAACAAGUUACUGCUGAACCACCAAAGAGUUUAUCAGUUGAAGAAAUCAAGACCAUUGUUGAACAAUAUGGUGCUGCUGCUAAGAAUGCUAUUGAAGCUGGAUUUGAUGGUGUUGAAAUUCACGGAGCUAAUGGAUACUUGAUUGACCAAUUCAUUCAAGAUGGUGUCAAUAAGAGAACUGAUGAAUAUGGAGGUUCCAUUGAAAAUAGAUUGAGAUUUAUGCGUGAAGUUGUUGAAUCAGUUUUGAAGGCUGUCAAUGGUGAAUCUAAUCGUGUUG
Molecule: messenger RNA, 577 nt
Organism: Naegleria gruberi
Lineage: Eukaryota; Heterolobosea; Eutetramitea; Acrasida; Naegleriidae
Exons: 1
Molecular function (GO): oxidoreductase activity; FMN binding
Source: RefSeq, a predicted model, not a curated record